Molecule: messenger RNA, 873 nt
Organism: Tupaia belangeri chinensis (Chinese tree shrew)
Lineage: Eukaryota; Metazoa; Chordata; Mammalia; Scandentia; Tupaiidae
Product: olfactory receptor 10J3
Exons: 1
Coding region: 1-873 (290 amino acids)
Biological process (GO): G protein-coupled receptor signaling pathway
Cellular component (GO): membrane
Molecular function (GO): olfactory receptor activity; G protein-coupled receptor activity
Source: RefSeq, a predicted model, not a curated record
AUGCCAAGCUCAAACUCUACUUUUGUGACUGAGUUCCUCUUUGAAGGAUUUUCCAGCUUUGGAUGGCAGCACAGGCUUGUCUUCUUUGUGGUCUUUCUAACUUUGUACUUUCUGACACUCUCUGGUAAUGUGGUUAUUGUUACUAUCAUUCGUCUGGAUCGUCACCUCCAUACUCCCAUGUACUUCUUCCUGAGUAUGCUGUCCAUCUCUGAGACCUGCUACACUGUGGCCAUCAUUCCCCGUAUGCUUUCUGGCCUCCUGAAUCCACAUCAGCCCAUUGUCAUCCAAGGUUGUGCUACUCAGCUCUUCUUCUAUCUCACCUUUGGCAUCAAUAAUUGCUUCCUGCUCACAGUCAUGGGAUACGACCGCUACGUGGCUAUUUGCAACCCUCUACGAUAUUCAGUCAUCAUGGGUAAAAAGACCUGCAUUCAGCUGACAUCUGGGUCUCUAGGAAUUGGCCUGGGGAUGGCCAUUAUUCAGGUAACAUCUGUGUUCGGCCUACCCUUCUGUGAUGCCUUUCUGAUCUCUCACUUCUUCUGUGAUGUGAGACCCCUGCUGAAGUUGGCCUGUGCAGACACCACCAUCAAUGAGAUCAUCAACUUUGUUGUCAGUGUCUGUGUCCUUGUCCUACCCAUGGGUCUGGUCUUUAUCUCCUAUGUCCUCAUCAUCUCCACCAUCCUUAAGAUUGCUUCAGCAGAGGGUCGAAAGAAGGCCUUUGCCACCUGCGCCUCCCACCUCACGGUGGUCAUCAUCCACUAUGGCUGUGCUUCCAUCAUCUACCUCAAGCCUAAGUCCCAGAGUUCCCUGGAGCAGGACAGACUCAUUUCAGUGACCUACACUGUCAUCACCCCCCUGCUGCACCCUGUCGUGUAA